This is a messenger RNA of Dictyostelium discoideum AX4, 1059 nucleotides long. Its product is annotated as zinc-containing alcohol dehydrogenase. The record is from RefSeq and is a predicted model, not a curated record. The transcript has a single exon. NCBI's taxonomy places the organism in Eukaryota, Evosea, Eumycetozoa, Dictyosteliales, Dictyosteliaceae. The coding region runs from base 1 to 1059 and encodes 352 amino acids.
AUGAAAGGUAUUUUAUUAAAUGGAUAUGGUGAAUCAUUAGAUUUAUUAGAAUAUAAAACUGAUUUACCAGUACCAAAACCAAUUAAAUCACAAGUUUUAAUAAAGAUACAUUCAACAUCAAUUAAUCCAUUAGAUAAUGUAAUGAGAAAAGGAUAUGCAUCAAGUAUUGUAGAUUUGAAAUUAAAAUUACCAAUUAUUUUAGGUAGAGAAUGUAGUGGUGAAAUCGUAGAAAUCGGUGACAGUGUUUGGGAUUACGAAAUUGGUGAUCAAGUUUGGAGUGCAUCACCACCAUUUUCAAUGGGAUCACAUUGUGAAUACAUUACAGUUGACGAGAGUGAAAUAUCAUUAAAACCAAAGAACUUAACACACCAACAAUCUGCAUCAAUUCCAUUUGCAUCUCUAACAGCAUGGAAUGCAAUUUACAAUGUUUUACCAACAAAUAAAAAGAUUACAACCAAUACUAAAAUCCUAGUCAAUGGUGGUAAUGGUAGUGUUGGUUUCUUCAUCCUACAAUUAUUAAAGAAACAUUUAAAUGUAAAUCAAGUUUCAACAACCUGUAAUAUAAAACAUUUUGAAAAAUUAAAAAAAUUAACUCUAGUAAAUGAAACUAUAGAUUAUAAUAAUUUGAAAAUUAAUGAUAAUGAUAAUAAUAAAUUUGAUUUAAUUUUCAAUUGUUAUGAUGGUGGUAAAAAUCAAAAUGAAAAUGAAAAGAAAUGUAUUGAUGCUUUAAAAGAUGGUGGUAAUUUAAUUGGUUUCAAUGGUCCAUUAGUUAAAUUUAGUGAUAAAGAUGGUGUUUUAUCUGGUUUACCAAUGGGUAUGAUGAAUCAAUUAAACUCUUCUGAAAGAAUUAAAAAACAAUAUUCAAAAAAUGUUCAUUUAGAUUAUGCAAUCUUUUCACCAUCUGGUUCAACUUUAAAACAAAUUUCAAAACUUUAUGAAAAUAAUAUUUUAAUUCCAAAUAUUGAUAAACAAUUUAAUUUAAAUCAAAUUAAAGAUGCUUAUACUUGUUUUGAAAAUUCAAAUUCAAAUGGUAAAAUUAUAAUAAAUAAUAAAUUUUAA